Ornithorhynchus anatinus (platypus) is the source of this 1909-nucleotide messenger RNA. RefSeq names its product phosphoglucomutase 3 (gene PGM3). The transcript is spliced from 13 exons. The coding region runs from base 62 to 1693 and encodes 543 amino acids. The record is from RefSeq and is a predicted model, not a curated record. NCBI's taxonomy places the organism in Eukaryota, Metazoa, Chordata, Mammalia, Monotremata, Ornithorhynchidae. Gene Ontology annotation, biological process: hemopoiesis; UDP-N-acetylglucosamine biosynthetic process; carbohydrate metabolic process. Gene Ontology annotation, molecular function: phosphoacetylglucosamine mutase activity; magnesium ion binding.
GGCCCCGGAAGGAGCGGGCCGGAGGUGGCCACGUCCGCGGGAGCCCGAGGUCCCUGCAGGCAUGGACCUGGAGGCUCUGGAGAAGUGGUCGGCCCGACAUGCCAAGCCCCAGGGCGCGGCCCUCCACUACGGGACGGCGGGCUUCCGGGCCAGGGCGGAGCUCCUCGACCACGUCAUGUUCCGCAUGGGGCUGCUGGCGGUCCUCAGGGCCAAGAAGACCAAGUCCGCCAUCGGGGUCAUGGUCACGGCCUCGCACAACCCUGAGGAAGACAACGGCGUGAAGCUGGUUGACCCUCUGGGGGAAAUGCUAGCCCCUUCCUGGGAGGAGCACGCUACCCACUUAGCCAACGCCGAAGAGCGGGAGAUGGCCGGCGUGCUUGUUGACAUCAGCCAGAAGGAAGCGGUGGACCUGCAGCACGACGCCCUGAUAGUGAUCGGUCGAGAUACCAGGCCGAGCAGUGAGAAGCUUUUGAAGGCUGUGGUAGACGGUGUGACCAUUUUAGGAGGCCAGUACCAUGAUUACAGGUUGGUAACGACACCCCAGCUGCAUUACAUGGUGUGCUGCCGGAACACCGGUGGGGGUUACGGGAAGGCCACGGCAGAAGGUUAUUACCAGAAGCUCUCCCAGGCCUUUACGGAGCUGACGGAAGAGGCCACCCGCGGCGUAGAAAGUCCCAGGCCCCUGAAGGUGGACUGCGCCAACGGGAUCGGAGCUCUGAAGCUGGCGGAGAUGCGGCGCUACCUCCCCCGAGCUGUGCCCGUGCAGCUCUGCAACGACGGCUCCACUGGGAGGCUCAACCACCUGUGUGGCGCCGACUUUGUCAAAAGCCAGCAGAAGCCUCCGCAGGGGCUGGAAAUCAAGGCCGACGAGAAGUGCUGCUCCUUCGACGGGGACGCAGACAGAAUCGUCUACUACUAUGUGGACGCCGAAAGCCACUUCCACCUUUUGGACGGAGACAAAAUCGCCACCUUGAUUAGCAGCUUUCUAAAGGAGCUGCUCCUGCAGACAGGAGAAAAUUUGCAGAUAGGAGUGGUGCAAACUGCGUAUGCUAAUGGAAGUUCAACUCGCUAUCUUGAAGAAGUCAUGAAGGUGCCUGUACACUGUACCAAAACAGGAGUAAAGCACUUGCACCACAAAGCCCAGGAGUUUGACAUUGGAGUCUACUUUGAAGCGAACGGUCACGGCACGAUCCUGUUCAGUAAAGCUGCUGAGGCGAAAAUAAGACAACUCGCAAAGGAGGAAACGGAUGAGAAAAAAAGGAAAGCUGCAAGGAUGCUUGAAAAUAUGAUUGAUUUGACAAACCAGACGGUGGGGGAUGCCAUUUCAGAUAUGUUACUGAUUGAAGCGGUCUUGCUGCUGAAAGGCCUGACGGUACAGCAGUGGGACACCAUCUACACUGACCUGCCAAACCGGCAGCUCAAAGUCAAGGUCGCGGACAGGCGGGUGAUUGACACGACGGAUGCCGAGAGACGGGCGGUUUCGCCCCCGGGACUGCAAGAGGCGAUCGAUGAGCUGGUGAAGAAGUACAGGCAGGCGCGGGCGUUCGUGAGGCCCUCGGGGACGGAGGAUGUGGUCCGCGUCUACGCCGAAGCCGACACCCAGGAGAAUGCAGACGCUCUGGCGCAGGCUGUGAGCCUGGCCGUCUUCCGUGGGGCCGGAGGAGUAGGAGAGAUGCCCGGGCCCGUCGGCUGAAGGAAGCGUCCACACAGCCGCCGACCAGAUGACUUGGAAAGCUGUGACAAUCUGAAUGGUUACAAGGCACCACAACUGGAGUUUUCUAACAAGAUCCUUCUUCUUUAACUGCUCGGGUUCCUUCCCAGUGAUUGUUCAACCUGACCCUUCUCCCCCGUGGCUGCUUUGAGCUUGUAUUUCUGCUGAAGGCAGUAAAAUAAAGUUCUUUAGAAAGCA